CAACUUUCAACCUAAUUCAUAGUUUUAACCCUUUGCCCAUUUUUAUAAUUCAUUAGAAUUGAAGGCGAUGUAGGUCAGAUGAGCAUUUAGCAAUCAAGAGUGAGAAAUUACUCUCUCUCUCUCUCUCUCUGUGUGUGUGUGUCUCACACGCCGAAACUCGGAAGCUCUCUCUCAGUAAAUAACCAUUUCACACACACCCUCAAUCAUUUUGUAAGCCUUUAAAACCACCCAGGUAUAUUGUAGUGGUCAGAAGAAUUAAGGGUGGGUUUAUUUGGAUUUGAAAUGUGCUGGGAGCAAAAUGGCUGAAUCACCAGUGUCAUCAUCAACCUCUGAUAAACCCCCAAUUGAGAAACAAGGAUUGGGGCUUUUGAUCUCUCAUACGCCGCCAUCUGAUCCCAUAACCAGCGAUCAGGAUAUCAAGUUCCAGCCUUCUUCUUGCUCAUCACAAAAUGCCUCUGACGCAGGGAAUGCUUCACCGACCGAGGGUGCGGCUGAUGGGGUGCUGAAGGAAAUUGGCACCGCAUUUCAGGAGGAGGAGUUGGGGAACUCUAUUCAAAGAGAGCUACUUCAGCUUACCGUUGUGCAGGCUGAAAUCGAGGCAGUGUGUGAGAAAUUAGAGGCCAUUCAUGUUACCGAGGCACGGAGCGAUGUGGAAGUAGUUAAAAAGGAUAUUGAUGAAGAAAAGGAUGGAAAAGAUGCAGAGCCUGUUGACAAAGAGAAUGAGGGCGGGGAGGACAGGAAUGAUGCGAGAAUGACAAAAAGCGAUCAUAUUGAUGAAGACAAGGAUGACAAAGAUGCAGAGAGCGUUGAAGAAGAAAACCAGAAUGAGGAGGGCGAUGACGAGGAUGAGGGGAAUGUAGAUGGGCAGUCGGGGCAGGCUGUGACGAUGCUGGGGAGACAUAAUAAUAGCAAUCACCGAAGGAGGACUAACUAUCCAAUGCGACCUGAUGCGGAGGAUUGCGCAUAUUAUAUGAAAUUUGGGUCUUGUAAAUUUGGAUUGAAUUGCAAAUUUAAUCACCCACCUAGGAGAAAAAAUCAGGGUGUUAAAGAGAAAGCGAUGAACAGGGAAGAGAACUUUGAAAAGACAGGGCAGACUGAAUGCAAGUAUUACUUGACAUCAGGGGGAUGCAGAUAUGGAAAGGAUUGUAACUACUCUCAUGGUUCAGACAAAAGCUCCACAUCUCAUAUUCCGGAAUAUAACUUUUUAGGACUGCCAAUUCGACCGGGAGAAAAAGAGUGCCCCUACUACAUGCGCACCGGUUCUUGCAAGUACGGGGCCAACUGCAGGUUUCAUCAUCCCGAACCUAAAACAGUGGCUGGAGGUGGCUCCCCUUCUGGAUAUGGCAAUGAUAGAUCUCUUCCAUCACAAGUUGUUUCCUCGUCAUCCCUCUCUCCGUGGUCUGCUUCAGGGGCAUUUACCAGUACUUCUCCAUUUGUACCAGUAAUUUAUCCUCCAACCCAGGGUGCCCCUAGACCAAAUCCAGAGUGGAAUGGGUAUCAGGGCACAGCCUACCCGACAUCAGAGAGGAGCCUGCCUACACCUCCAGCAUUUGCCAUGAACAAUCUACCAACUGAGAUUAACUUCCCAUCGCAACACCAACAUGAUAUGGCGGUCCAAGAGCAUCCCGAACGUCCUGGUGAACCAGAAUGCACCUUCUUUUUAAAAACUGGAGAUUGCAAAUUCAAGUCUAAUUGCAAAUUUCACCACCCAAAGAACCGUAACCCCAAGCCUAAGGCAAACACUUUCGCUCUCAAUGACAAAGGCCUGCCACUUAGACCUGAUCAGCCCAUAUGCACGCAUUAUCACCGUUAUGGCAUUUGCAAGUUUGGUCCUGCAUGUAAGUACGAUCAUCCCUCAAAGUUUGCAGUCUUGCCCCUUCCUUUUGAUAAGCCACCACUUGGCAACUUGAAAAUUGUAGACGAGGCUGAAAAGUCGGGGCAUGGAAAUGAAACUGAAUCCUCAAUAUAGCAGCAGCCUAGGAUUAGCAUGAAACUCUAGCUUUUUGGUUGAAGUCAUCAGGAUUUGAACUUGUAAGUUUUGCAAGACUUUCUUGGUACCUGAACAGAUGCUUUUCGGACACUUCAGACUUAACUGCUUUAUCUUAGUUCCUUGUAGCUGAAAGCGCAAAGCAGAAUAGGUAUAAGUUAUCCUUACAAAUUUGUAGUCCUCUUUGAGGUGAACAAUGCGAAUUCUAAUUUUAAACCCAAAUCAUUAUUAUUGAUUGCAUCAUGAAUAAAAAUAUA
Messenger RNA from Sesamum indicum (sesame), 2244 nucleotides. Its product is annotated as zinc finger CCCH domain-containing protein 67. Lineage: Eukaryota; Viridiplantae; Streptophyta; Magnoliopsida; Lamiales; Pedaliaceae. Gene Ontology annotation, molecular function: metal ion binding; mRNA binding. The record is from RefSeq and is a predicted model, not a curated record.